This is a messenger RNA of Chelonia mydas (Green sea turtle), 2380 nucleotides long. RefSeq names its product butyrophilin subfamily 1 member A1. The coding region runs from base 16 to 2226 and encodes 736 amino acids. Gene Ontology annotation, molecular function: protein binding. The record is from RefSeq and is a predicted model, not a curated record. The transcript has 25 exons. Lineage: Eukaryota; Metazoa; Chordata; Testudines; Cheloniidae.
UUCUGACACUGUGGAAUGAUCUUGGAGUUCAUUAAACAACAAAACAGCUCACUCACGGAGACGUCCAGUCCUUACUUCUGCUAUGCUGGUCUCUCCUUUACAAGAGAAUUAGAUGAAUUAUAUUGCAAUCACUUCACAAUGCACAUAGGAAUCAAAGUAUUCUCCACCGUUUUCUCCAGCACUUCAUUUAUUUUCGUCAUGAAAUGGCUUUGGGGUGAUUUUACUGUCACUGUGCAUGUUGAUCCUCCAAUUGCCUUCGCUGGACAAGCUGUGAUGUUGUCCUGCAAUCUCAGAGGCCACAACCCCGCUAACGUUCAAGUGCAUUGGUAUAAAUGGGAAAGGAGCAAAAAUACGACAUUAUAUUUUUACAAUAGCACAGAAAAAGGGACUGAGCUGGGCCGGGCUGGGGACCGGCACAGGAUCAAAGGACGAUAUGAGAAUGGAGUGGUUAGCAUGAAGCUCUUUCCAGGGCAAGUAGAAGAUAGUGGUCAGCACGUGUGUGCGGUGACAAGCGAUGGUGUCUAUCAAGAAGCUAUCGCCCAGGUGACUGUUGCAGGUUUUGGCUCUGCACCUCGUCUAACGAUAGACCAUCAGCAGAAUAAUUCAGUCACUCUGAGGUGUACGUCCCAAGGGUGGUACCCACAACCUGAAGUACGCUGGACUGACAGCACAGGACAAAACAUAACUGCUAUGGCUGAAACAAGAAUCCAAAAAGAUGUGACAGAUCUGUAUCAAAUCCACAGUACGCUCAGGGUAGCAGAUAUUGCUUCUGACACUAUCUUAUGCACUAUAAGAAACCCCUUGCUGAAGAGGCACCGCAAAAAAGUUAUUGCAAUUUCAGGUUUCUUUGAUGUGGAGGCAGAACAUGACGUCGUUACCGCUGGAAUUGGAGAAAACGCCAUUCUGCCCUGCCGGCUGAUUACGAAACAUCUGCCCCCUAGCAUGGAGCUGCAAUGGAGGAAAGUUGGACCUGGAAAGGAUAAGACAAUCUAUUUCUACCUCUAUGAUGAAAGCAGCCCCCUGGUUAAUUCUUAUCCACAUGAUGACAAAUGCGCAAUGGGUUAUUUGUCUCCAAAUGGAGUCAACAGCAGAGAAUGGCGCAGGAAAGAAUAUGGAAAAAAGGCAGAAGUUUUUAAAGGAAAGGAGUUUGGGAAAGGAAAUAUUUCUCUGAAACUGAACAAUAUUCAGGUGGAAGAUGAAGGGAAAUACGUAUGUUCUGCCACAGCCAACUCAUUUCACAGAGAGAUCAUCAUUGACAUCUUGGUUAUCGCCCAACUCAAGGAGGAAAAGGAGGAACUCCAGGAGCAAAUGGGAGACUUGGAAAAGAGAAGAAAGGAACUCCAGGAGCCAAUGGGAGACUUGGAAAAGAGAAGAAAGGAACUCCAGGAGCAAAUGGGAGACUUGGAAAAGAGACUAAAGGAACUCCAGGAGCAAAUGGAGGAACUCCAGGUGCCAGUGGGUGUCUUAAUCUGUUUAUUGCUGUCUAUUGCUGGGAUCACCAUCCUUUUUCUUGGAAAAUGGAACAGAGACUUGGAAAAGAGAAAAAAGGAACUCCAGAAGCAAAUGGGAGACUUGGAAAAGGGAAAAAAGGAACUCCAGGAGCAAAUGGGAGACUUGGAAAAGGGAAAAAAGGAACUCCAGGAGCAAAUGGGUGAAAUGAAGAAGGAAUUAGAAUGGAGAAGGGCUCGGAACAAUUCAGAUGACAUCACUCUGCACGGAAUCACGGCCCACCCCAACCUUUCAAUUUCUGAGGACAAGAAGAGUUUUACACAGGAAGCCCAACCUCAGCAAGUUCCACCAAACCCAGAGAGGUUCGAUUCGACCAUCUGUGUGUUGGGCUGUGAAGGAUUCUCCUCUGGAAAGCACUACUGGGAGGUGGAGGUUGUGAGCAGCACUGACUGGGACCUGGGGGUGGCCAGAACAUCAAUACAGAGAAAAGGAAAACUUUCCCUGUCCCCUAAAGAGGGAUUCUGGGCUCUGGGUCUGAGUGGAAGAGAUUAUUGGGCAAAAACAGACCCAUGGACCCUGGUCAUGGUGCAGAAAAAGCCCAAGAAAAUUGGAGUUUCCCUUAGUUACCAAGACAGGCAGGUGACUUUUUUCAAUGUAACUGACAUGUCUGUGUUGUUCACAUUUAAUGAUUGUUCAUUCUCAGGAGAGGUUUAUCCAUUCUUUAAAAAUUCAGACAAAAAAACAACAAUGAGAAUUUGUUCAAUUAAUGAGGAAUAAAUAUAACAUGACACUGAUGCUGGUUUUAUACUGAUGUAACUGAAAUCAAGGUUUUCAUGAAUGUAUUUUGAUGUAAAAAAAUCUGGGUUUUUUUAAAUGUACAUUGCCAUGCUGUCUUCAUUACAUGUUUUGCAAUAAAAUGUUUUCAUUUCCU